Triticum aestivum (bread wheat) is the source of this 490-nucleotide messenger RNA. RefSeq lists its product as uncharacterized. Lineage: Eukaryota; Viridiplantae; Streptophyta; Magnoliopsida; Poales; Poaceae. The record is from RefSeq and is a predicted model, not a curated record. The transcript has 2 exons. Bases 89 to 490 code for a protein of 133 amino acids.
UGAUUCGAAGUUUCUUUUGCAGGAAACCCCUGACACUGUGGUGGAACCAUCUUUCUGUGGUUCUUACACUGAAUCUGAGCCGACGUGCAUGAUGCAUCAUCAGAGGCCGAAGAAGAUGGUGGCUUUUGAAGGUUCUUUGACUGGCAGGCGUUUCCUGGGUUGUCCUAUGCAGCAGGAUGAAGGUGUGAACUGUGGGGUUGUGGAGUGGGUGGAUGGUCCUUGGCCAGAGAUUCUACAAAGGUGCCUAACCAGGAUUUGGGACAUGUAUCAUGAGCAGAACUUGGGCAGGGUGAAUGACAAACAAGCCCAUGAGAAAGAGGUGGCCAAGCUACAGAAGGAAAUUGAUUUCCUGUCAAACAACUACAGCCAGUUGGUGGAAGAUGUAUCCAACCUAUUUGACUACCAAGAUGGCAAGAUGUCUCAUGACAUGGACUAUACCAGUCAGGCAAUCAAUGAACUAGCUGAGAAGAAGAAACAACUUGAGGAUUAG